UCGGGUCUGAUGACACAAGCCGCUUCACCGGAGCAGCCCUCCAUUAGAUCCCUCCGCGGGGUCACACACAUACUUUUUACACAACGCACAACAACAUACGGACCGAUUCGGAAUCGGCACCACUGAGUGACCGGAAUCCAGGCCUCGGAUGACUGAAUGCUGUAUCUGUCUGUCGUGAAGUUCGGUUCGCUGCGGUGAAGCGACCCACGGGCAUGAUUCCACGGAGCGCGUGGCGCCGGCAAACCCACGAAACCGAGGUUUUCAGUGGGAGAAGCUCGCGGUUCUGAGUGGUCGGAAAGCUGCAGACGAAGAAGAAAACCGCGUCAGAACAAAUGCCAUCAGAGGCUCACCCCCAAGAGCCUCGGGACAGAGGACCGCCCUCCCUCAUCACUCGGGCCGGACGCAAUGCCCAGCUCGCCAAGGCUGCGUACAACAGUCCUGCCCAGGAUAAGCGACCCCGCGGACGACCACGGAAGGACGGAAGCAAUGGUCGGCCUGCCCCUCCUCCAGCUCCUCCACCUCCCCCACCCCGCAGCUCAAGGAAAAAGGGAAGGAGUCGAGGCCAGGCACAGGUAGAAGAUGAAGAGAGCAUGGACGCUGCAGAGAAGGAGGAGCCUCAAAAGACAGAACCCAAGGAGGUCCGAGCAGCAGGACGAAGGCGGUCCACUUCUAGGAGAAAGUCCAACACAAACCCUGACCUGGACCCUGACCCUGAACCCAGCCAGGACCGGCUCAGUCCACCACCAGAACCAGAGCCUGUUCCUGUCUUAAAGUCCAGUCCAGAGCCGCCUUCUACUGCUGAGGAGGAAGAUCUAACCGGUCCUCCUCCCACUGCUCCACUCCCACCUCCCAGUCCUGUGGAGCACCCAGGUGUCUGCACCACGCUCCCACCUCCAGACCUUAAUUUGUCCCCCAGACCGGAUCCCAGUCCUGCUGAAGAAGAGCGGCCCGGCCUGAUAAGCAGCCCUACUGAGCAGAGUCCUGCCCCCAGCCCCCACUGCAGUCCUCCUGUGUCCCCCUGCCUAAGGCUGGACGACGAAGACGAGGACUCGCUGUCCCCAAUGUACCAGCGCUCUCUGUCAGAGGACUCUGGGGGCUCGCCCACCCCCAUUCUGGGACACGCCAAAAAGCGGCGGAAGCAGUGUGCCUUCUGUUACCGUGGUGACGAGCCUCCUCUAGGCCUGGGCCGCCUGGUAGUGUUUGGCCCGACCCCCGGUUACAUUCCACUCCACAUUCUCAACCGCCGCACCUCCUCUGACCGGGACAGCGACUGUCACGAACACUGCUUCCAUGACAACCAGGCUCCGCCCACGUGCAGCAGUCCGGAGCAGUGUGACGAGUCUUCCUCAGAGUUAAUGAAGCAGCUCGGACCUAUCGGCCUUCCACACGACAUCGACGUCCAAUCACUGUUCGACGCCACAGGUCAGUGCUGUGCUCACCUGCAGUGUGCCACCUGGUCAGAGGGGGUUCGCAAAGGGGAGGGCCAAUCUCUGCUCUUCGUGGACAAAGCCAUAGACUCAGGAAGCAUUCAGGUGUGUGCGUUCUGCCGGCAUCUCGGUGCAUCGUUGCGUUGCCAGGAAACGGGCUGUAUGCGCAGCUACCACAUGCCAUGUGCAGCUGCUGCUGGGGCGUGCCAAGACUGGAACCAGAGACGCAUACUGUGCCCGCAGCAUGCACACACAGGCUCUUCACAGUGUCGGCUAUGUGCGAGCAGCGGAGACCCCGGCGGCCUUCUGAUGUGCUCUUGCUGCGGUAGCUGUUAUCAUGGCAGCUGCCUGGACCCCUCCGUGACGCCCUCACCUCUGAGUCGGGUCGGCUGGCAAUGUCCUCAGUGCCGCAUGUGUCGCAGCUGCAGUCUGCCAGGCGACAGUGGCGGGCUCCUGUUGUGUGUGCGCUGUGAUAAAGCUUACCACGCUCACUGUCUCACGCCACCGCUGGAUGACGCCCCAUGUACUGUUUGGACCUGCAAGAACUGCAGAACCUGCCGCCGCUGUGGCGUAACAUCAUCAGGCCAGUGGGCCAACAACCCAUUCCUGUGUGAAUCAUGUGACCUGGCCCUGCCCUGCCCUCUCUGUGACCGAACACCCGAGUUCCACACACCGCAGGACUAUCUCACCUGCUCCUGCUGCUACAGGUGUGUCCAUGUUGAGUGUUCGGUCCAGGCUGGGGAGGGCAGGGCGGGGUCAGAGGGUUACAUCUGCUUUAGCUGCCAGCCUCAGGAGAACGAGGAGCCAAUACCACAAAGCCAUAGCCCAGCCCCACCCACUGAUGUUUUACAGCUCCAGCCUCCGAGUAGUACAGAUGUUCAUUCUGCUGACAGUCCUGUCCAGCCCCUCUGUUCAGAGGCUCAGAGUCCUGCCAGGAGUGUCUGUGUGCCAUCACCGCAGCGUCUUACUCCCCCUCCGCCUGCAAUGGAACCCAGUGCUGCAGCGUCUCCUGCAGAUGUUCAACAAAGUCCUUCACAAGCUCACACAGAUUCCCCAAACAGUCAACUACCACAUGCUGAAGAGAUCCAUCAGAGUCCUGCAGAAUCCCCCGCAGACGUCCAGCAGAGCCCUGAACAGUCUUCUGAGGAAGUCCAUCAGAGUCAGCCACCAUCUUCCCCAAACCACCAAAAAGAUCUUGCAUUUUGUCACAAAGAAAUUAGUCAAAGUCCAUCACUGUCUUCUGAAGAGAUUUGUCAGCAUUCAGAAACUAAUCUAAAACAUGAUUCUCUGUCGUCUUCUGAAGAAGUUCCACCGAGCCCUGUAAAAUCUUUAUUAGACUCCAAUCAAAUCCCACCAACAUCUCCAUCAGACCUUCAGAUUCCUUCAUCACCCCCUAAAGAGGUCUUCGAUGAUCUAACCUCUGAGAGCCAUCACAAGCUUAUAUUAUCAUGUGAUGAGAUCGAUCAAAGUUCUCAAGCACCUUCAGAAAACAUCUGUAGUAGUCCUCCAGCAUCUCUAGAAGAGAUUCAGCAAAGUCCUGCAGCAUCCUCCACAGACAUCCAGCAGAGCACUGAACAUUCUGCAGAGGAAAUCCAUCAGAGUCAGGCACCGUCUUCUCCAAAUCUCCAGAAAGAUCUCAGAGAAGAGAUUCAGCAAAGUCCUCCAGGACCCUCAGAAAAUGUUCCCACAAGUCCUGCAGCAUCUUUGGAGGAGAUUGAGCAAAACUCCAGCUCUUCUUUAGAAAAGGCUUAUCCAAGUCCUGGAGCACCUCUAGAGGAGAUGGUGCAAAGUCCUCCAGCAUCUUCAGAAAAGGCCCCCUCAAGUCCUGCAGCGCCUUUGGUAGAGAUUCUGCAAAACCCUGAAUCAGCAAUAGAAAAGACCCAUCAGAGUCCUGUAGCUCCUUUAGAGGAGAUGGUGCAAAGUCCUACAGUACUUUCAGAAAAUACCCAUCAGAGUUCUGUACCUCCUCUAGGAGAGAUGGUGCAAAGUCCUACAGUACCUGCAGAAAAGGUCCCUGCAAGUCCAGGAGCAUCCUCAGAAGAGAUUCAGAAAAGCCCGAAAUCACCUCCAGAAAAGACCUAUCAGAGUCCAGCAGCACUUUUAGAGGAGAUGGUGCAAAGCCCUGCAGCACCUUCUGAAAAUGUCCCCAGAACUUCUGAGCCUUGUUUGACUGAGGUUCCUCUAAUUCUUGUUCCAAGUUGUGAAGACACCUGUCAGUCUGCUGCAAAACUUUCUCUUGAUCUCCGAAAAGAUUCUGUACCACCCAGUGACUGCACUCAAGAUCUUCAAACAUCUCCUGCAUCCACAGCAUUACCUACAGAGUCUCAUGAAAGUCCUCCACAAAUUUCUGAAGUUGACAAUCAAUUGAGUGCUGCUCCAUGUCCAGAAGAAAAUCAUGGUUCUACCACUGUUUCUGAAUCUAUUCUAAAAGACAGUUGUCAGAGUCCUGGACCAUUGAGCACAAAGCUUCAACAAGGCUCUGUAUCAAGUCCUGAAGAUGCUGCUCAGAGUCAUUCAUCCAUUUCCGCAGAGGUCGAUCAAGAUCCUGAAAGACUUGUUUUUUCUGAAGGAGACCCACAGUCUCCUUCAGAACCUCAGCAAUGUUCUCGGUCUUCUGAAACCAUCCCUCAGAGUCCUGCACCAUCUUCUGUAGAAACCCACAGUGCUCCAGAGCCACACCUUGGGGUUAUCCAGGACACAGAUGACUCUUCAAGCCUCCAACAAAAUUCUGCUCCAUCUCCUAAAGAGUUUCUUUCAACUCUUGAGCCAUCUCCAAUGGGUCUGAAUCAAGGUCCAAUAAUGGGUUCUGAAGAAAAUCAACUUAGUCCUGUCUCAUCUCCCAAAGGAACCCCUCAUGGUUCUGUCAUUUCACAUGGUGAAGCAGCAGAGGUCCAUGAUGCUCCUUCAGAGAAUGUUGAUGUCAUCGACUCUGAUCAAAGAUCCUCCUCCUCUCACACAGAUCAGGAAAAAUCUUCCUCUGAAGAGCACCAGGAAAUAUCUUCCUCAUCUCCCCAUGGUCCAGAAGCUCUUGAACAAGAACCCCUACAUUCAUCUCCUUCUGACAUUCAGACCUCUGCACAUGCCCAGCAGACCCCCUCAGAGCUCAGUCCCACCCAGCCACAGGAACCCAGAGAAGGUCAGAGUCCUGUGCCGGAAACAACUAUGUCUCUUCCUGAACAGAGUCCAACUCCGCCUGGGCUGGUUUGUACUUCAGAUGUUUCUGAGACUCAGCUCAGUCCACAACCAUCCGGUGCCGGUCAGGAGGAUGAGACCCAACCCAGCAAAUCAUUUAGUCCUCCCACCCAGCUGGACUGCAGUUCACAGCCAGGACAUCUCAGUCCAGCAGAAGGGGGCGCCUCACCUCAAUGCUCCAGGCAGGAAGCAGAACCCAACCUGGACCAGCAAAACCCUGUGGAAGCCUCACCUUUUUCUGCACUGAACCGGGACCGCCCCCCAGGUUACUGCAGGCCGCAUUCUGCUCCUUGUAGCCAGUGUGCGUCUCCCUCCAUCCCAAUACCCCUCAGUCUGUCACAGCCCGCGAGCCCCGCACAGCUCCAGGCUCCAGCCGCCUCAGACCUGGGCUUGAACCCACACCACCAAACACUGGAAGAAAACCCCGCCUCCUUUAGCUCCACCUCUGCCUUGCCCAUUGGUCCCCAUGUUGAGACUAGCCCCCCCGUCCCUUUUGUCCAAACACCAGAAAGCCUUGAACACAUCAGCACUUCACAGGAACACAGUAGCCUAACUUUCCUCCCUUCUGGGGAGGGAACCAAGGGGAGUCCCUCCCCAUUGAACUCUGCUGGUCACAGUCCGUGUGGCGGUCCCUCCCCGUGUGCAGAUGCCAUCGAACCAGCAAGUGUCAGUCCCUCCCAGCUGACGCUUGCCGAAAGCUCUGCUGCCUGUCAGUCCCAGAGCCCCCCCAAUGUUAUUUCUGUAGCUAUUGAGAUUUGCCCUCCAGCACAACCAACCAGCCCCAUGGCUGAGACCUGCUCAGUAGAACCACUACUAGCCUGGGAUCCGGAGCACGAGAAGCUACAGCAGGCUGAAGCUGAUCCCAGAAGCCCCGAGAAUCCACCCCGCCCAGAAACCCCCUCGGCUCCCCCCACAGAUGUUUGUUCUCCUGCAGAGAUGGACCCACCACCACCAGCCUCCUCCAGUUCCCCACACCUUACCCCGACCGUCCCCCAGGACCAGGAGGACCAGGACAGUCCCUGCCCUGCAGCUGCCAGUCAAAGUCCACCAAGGUCUCCUGGUAAUGGAGUUGGUCUCAUUCCCUCAGACCUCAUGCAGAAAGACAGCAGUCCUGAUUGGACAGCUCCCAGCAUGCCUCAAGCUGCAGGUUCUGAAAGCCCAUCAAGCAGCCCCCGUCAUGUGGAACAUGGUGCUAUAGCCAGUGCCAGCCUUACUGAAGCACAUCUUAGCCCCUCUCCCGUCUCACAUUUGGACCAUCCGGCCAGUUCAGCAAGCCCCAUAAUUCCCAGUGCAGCUCAGCUGGACCCAGAAUGUGUUCCACAAAGGACUCGGACACCUGUUAACACCCCUCCUUUCAGUCCGGAUCAAGAUGCUCCGGAAUGUCAAUUGGUCAUCUCUCAACCAGGAUCAGCUCUGUCAGAUGAUUCCCCUCAAGUCGCUAGCCCAGGCCAGACUGGUCCUGCUCAGGAUAACACUGUGAUGCCUUGCACUACCCUCAGCGGUGAAGCUUCUGCUACUCGCCUAAGCCCCACCCACAUAGAGGCGAGCCCUCCUCAAGUGGCUGCCCCAUUGCCUCCACAAGCUCAAUGCAGCCCUUCACACCGAAGUCCAGUUGCAAGUCCUGCUUGUGACCUAGCAGCUUCUGAAGCGGAGGGUCCAGGUCCUGGAAACUCUGAGGUUAUUCCUGAAACCAGUCCUGAUCUGGGUCUCACUAGCGCUGUACAGGUGGAGUCUGGUCCUGGAAGCCUCCAGUCAGCAGUUGCAGAUGUCAACAUGGAGGAAGAGCAGAGGUCCUCUAAGGACGAGGAAGACCACCAUUAUACAGCUCAGGCGAGUCCAGAAGAAGACCAGGGGGGAGUUGAAGCAGAGGAGGUGCAGAGUCUUCUCAGAACUGUUCAAGUGUGUUCUCGUUCAGAGAGCCUGAUUCCCGAGGACCAACCGAUUGAUGCCCCCCUCCCCUGCUCGCCGGCUUCUUUUUCAACCCCUGCUGCAUGCUCCGCCCUUUCACCACAGUCCCCUCCUUCAUCUACCCUUCCAGACGAGGAUGACCCAAUGACCCAGAUUCCCUGUGUGGAAAACCACACCAAGGUUGAGGGGAGCACGCCUGUCAGCCAAUCACAAAGCCCAACAGAGUUUGUGACAGAACCCACCAAAGAUGGGGACCAAUCACAUGCUGAACCCUCACAGAAAGAGGAGGAGCUUCAAGCAGAUGGCUGCCUGGGUAGGGAGGAACAGACAAUGAAUGAAAAGCUAGAGGACGAGGAGGCAAAAGCCCUCCAAUCAGAUGCAGAGGAAGAGGAGAGGCCGGUUAGCCCUGUGUUGGACCUAGGGUCUUCUUUAGACAUGGAGGUGAUGGAGCUGAUGACAUCCUCUCCUCCGCCCUCCCUCCUGAACCUGUCCUCCCCUAACUCCCUGGCGCCUUCUCGCAGGGGAAAAGGUCGGAUUCUGAGGCCUCCCCCUUGCUCCUCCAGGCCCUCAGACGAUCUCUCCAUACGACUUAGACAGUCCCCCUUCUCCACCGAGGCCUCCCCAGAAACCUCCCCAGCCCGAACCCCCGUCACCCCGCCUCCACUCACCCCACCCUCGCCUCCUCUGAUGUGCAGAGAUUCUCCUCCACUGUUUGAAUCUCAGGCCCCUCCCACAGUGCUCCCCUUCACCCCAAAGAUCGGCAUGGGGAAACCGGCCAUCUCCAAGAGGAAGUUCUCCUCUGGAAGAGCUCGAGUCAAGCAGGGUUUGUGGUGGAGCAGUCGCAGAGCACUGAGCCCCCCCUCGUCCUCUCAGGACUCCAUGGGGGAGGCAGGGUGGGAGAGCUCCAAGCAAAGUCUGCUGGACUCCCCCCUCUGGAGCACAACCGUGGGUCGUGGUUCAGGGUUCCCUGGCAGAAGGAGGUCCAGAGGAGGUGGUGUUGGAGGAGGAAGAGGAGGGAGAGGAAGAAGCCGACUGAGGAGUCUGGACAGUCUAGCUGUGACAACAGGGACUGUCUUUGUGGAGCCUUUCCAGGCCAAGGAGGAAGAGGAGAAUUCAAUGCACAACACGGUGGUGAUGUUCUCCACCUCAGAUCACUUCACCCUCAAACAGGACAUGUGUGUGGUGUGUGGGAGCUUUGGUCAGGGAGCUGAGGGCCGCCUGCUGGCCUGUUCUCAGUGUGGACAGUGUUACCAUCCUUACUGCGUCAACAUCAAGAUUACUCGGGUGAUCCUAACCAAAGGAUGGCGCUGUCUGGAGUGUACUGUGUGCGAGGCUUGUGGUGACGCCAGCGACCCCGGCCGUCUGCUGCUCUGUGAUGACUGUGACAUCAGCUACCACACCUACUGCCUGGACCCGCCCCUCCACACUGUGCCAAAGGGAGCGUGGAAGUGCAAGUGGUGUGUGUGGUGCGUUCAGUGUGGCUCCACCUCUCCCGGCGUGCACUCUGACUGGCAGAGAAACUAUAGUCUGUGCGGGCCGUGCUGCAGUCUGAGCCGCUGCCCCGCAUGCCAGCACACAUAUGCUGAGGAUGACCUCAUCCUGCAGUGCCAGCAGUGCGACAGGUGGGUCCAUGCCACGUGUCAGGGACUGUCCACAGAAGACCAGGUGGAGGUGGCUGCAGACGAAGGCUUUGACUGCUCACUGUGCAAAGCGCAUGAACGCGGCACCUACGGAAGGGCAGAAACUCUGGGUCCUCACCUGCCUCACAUCAUGUCCAAAACCAGAGAACCAGACACGAAGAUCUACACUCAGGACGGCGUGUGCCUCACUGAGUCAGGGCUCUCUCAGCUUCAGUCUCUAGUUGAACCUCUGAGCUCUCCACGUAGAUAUCGCAGCAAGUGUAAACCCAAACUGAAGCUGAGGAUCACCAACCAGAACAGCGUGUUUGUCCUGCAGACUCCAGUGCACGCAGACCUGUCCCUGGAGCAGGAGCACAGCAGAGGUCAGCAGGGCGAGUUGGACUGUGACAUGAAGUCUGACUCGAGCCCUGAGCGGGACCGCGCUCUUGAUGAUGAUGUCACCAAGGAUUCAGAGCUCUGUGACAACAGCAAAAAGAGGAAGAGGAAGCCCUACAGGCCUGGGAUCGGGGGCUUCAUGGUCCGUCAGCGGGGGGGUAAGGCCGGUCCGAGCAGAAUCAAACUGUGUAGAAAAGAUUCCAUGGAGGGUGAAGGAUUGUUGGAUGCUGAUGUUGCCAUGGAAACGGCUCCCUGCGCUGGCCCCGUGAUGGAUAAAGUGAAAAGGAGGUAUCGGAAGAAGAAGGGGAAGCUGGAGGAAGCCUUCCCAUCUUACCUCCAGGAGGCCUUCUUUGGGCGUGACCUUCUGGACCGCAGUCGACAGUUGGAUAAGGGAGUGGGGGUAGAAACGCAAAGAAGCCUCCAGACAGGAGUCGCGAUGGGUCACACAAAGGUUCCUGUUAACGGGUCACAGGGCCUCCACACUGGACUCUCUGCCAGCGCCAUGACAGCUAACAGGAAGCAGGGAACACUGCCCAUUUCUGAGGAAGCUCUCGUGGAUCUGUCUGACGUCCUCAACACGGACCCUCACAUCCUGGCCACGGGACACGCAGGUCAGUUCCAGGUGGAGCGCUCCCCAUCUCCGUUUGCCGGCCUUGACAUCAGCUCCAUGAGCGACAACCCCUCCCUGACCUCUGACCCUGCUGGAGGUUGUAGCCGAGGUCUGAAGGCUGCGCAGGAGGAGCCUCUGGAUGCUAUCUUGAGCCCUGAACUUGACAAGAUGGUGUCAGAUGGCGCCAUUCUCAGUCGACUCUACAAGAUUCCAGAGCUGGAGGGUAAGGACGUGGAGGAAGUCUUCACAGCUGUUCUGAGUCCAGGCAGCAGGAGCAGCCAGCCGGAUCCCAACCAGCACACACACGCCUCUGCAGGGAGCAAGCUGAACACACAGGCUGCAGCGUUUCCUCGUCUGCCUCUCAUGAACGGGCUCAUGGAAUCCGCUCCUCGAUUUCCCAUGAUCCCCGGUGGGCCUCAGGGAGAGGCUGGCUUCAGGAUGGCUCAUCCAGAGGGCCCUGGCUCCACUCCUGUGCAGGGCGCCGCCCCAGCGGCAGCUUCAGCCAAUCAGGCAGCAGAGUGUGAACAGGACGGGCUGUCCACAGCUCAGAGGGGCAUGUUGAAGUGGGAGAAAGAAGAAAGCCUGGGAGAGCUGGCAACCGUCGCCCCGGUGCUCUACUGCAAUACCAACUUCCCCCAUCUGAAAGAGCAGUACCCAGACUGGCCCACCAGAGUGAAGCAGAUUGCUAAGCUGUGGAGGAAGGCCAGCUCUCAGGACAGAGCGCCCUUCGUGCAAAAAGCUCGGGACAACCGUGCAGCGCAGCGCAUCAACAAGGUGCAGAUGUCCAACGACCCACUGAAACACCUGCAGCCCUCGCAGCAGCAGCAGCCGCAGCCGCAACCACCGGGGGCCUUUGACCCCGUUUCCAUGGAGCUGGACAUGAGCUUUAAGGACCCUCUAAGGCCCAGAGAGUCGGAGCAGGAGCAGGAGUGGAAGAUGAGACAGCAAAUGCGUCAGAAGAGCAAACAGCUGGCGAAGAUGGAGGCGACGCAGAAGCUGGAGCAGGUGAAGAACGAGCAGCGGCAGCAGCAGCUCCUCAGCGGCCAGCGGCGCCCCGACUGUCUGUCUCCAGAGUCCGGCGGCCUUUUGGACCACACCCACCAGUCUGGUUCUGGGGACAGCACCUCCUCCCUUCAUUUGCCACCAGGGGGCAGGCAGCACCCUAGCAUCCAGGGGGGGUCUGCUCCGGCAGACGACGUCUUCCUCCGUCCACAAGCCCCACCUCCGUCGGGUCUGUCCUCUCUCCCUCAUUCACCGCACGCGUCCUCUCCUCUUCAUCAGCCCCCCUCCUCCCCUCAGAUGUUCUCCCCGCCAUCCUCACGCCCCUCCUCGCCUUGGGAUCCCUAUAGUAAAGUUCCAGGGACUCCUCGUCCCCCCCAGCUCCAGCAACGGGGGAAUUCCCUCACCUCCUCCCCAUCCCAUGACUCCAUGAGCUCUCCUAUCCCGUCCCCUGACUCCAAAGAUGCCCCCCGGGUCCCUGGCCCCCAGCAAGGUCUGCAGCAGAGCAGGUCGGGUAUGUUGAGUCCCUCCUCCGGGAUCAGAACCUCGGACUCCCACCAGAGGACCAACACACGGGGGGAUGUCUUCAAAGCCCCCAUGCCCCCCCAGCUGCAGCUUCAGCAGGAGGUGUUAGGCAGCCCAGCAGGAGGAAGGAGGGACCCUUCCCGACCUGCAGAUCUGGGUUACUCUCUGGCACAGCCCCAGCAGGACCUCUCCUUCCCCUCCAGCCCCCUCUCAGGACUGGGUUCCCCCCACCGUAGCCCAUAUUCUCAGGCGCCUGGAACCCCCCGCCCGGACUGCAGCGAGCACUUCUCCCAGCAGUCUCCUCUAAGUUCCCGGCCGUCCCCAGAUCCCUACAGCAACCCCCAGACCCCUGGGACACCACGUUCUCACUCUGACUCCGCCUACCUCAGCACCCCCCCUGCACUAAGACUGGACCACUAUAACCAGCAGCCGGCCCCUCAACGUCCGUCUCCCUCACACCCACCUCUUGAACCCUACGCCUCCAACCCUGGGACCCCCCGCCCUUCAGACCGCUUUCCCCGCUCCCCAGGAAACCAGCGCAGCUCUGACCCCUACUGCCAGCCUGUGGGGACGCCGCGCCCCCCCACCGAACCGUACGCACAGCAGCCCUCCACACCUUCCCACAAGAGCCACGAGUCCUUCAGCCAGACUGCAGGGGAGAGCUUUCCUCCCCAGCCUGGAGCCUGCGGUACCUCCCCCCUGACUCUUGGACUGUCUACAGAGCCAGGGGCAUUCACACCGACCCCCCACCAGCGGUCUCCUGGAAAACAGCCGGACUCCUUUCCCAGGACCCCAAAGCACCCGGGCACCCCCGAGGAGGCCACCUUAAACCCCGGUCAGGACGCCUUUGAGCAGGGUCACAUGACUAGAAACUCCUCCCAGACUGAGCCAAAAACAGCCAAUAUGAUGUCAGCAGCUCCAUCUUUAGACGGGUCAAUCAACAUGCUGGCAGACUCUGAGGAGAAACUCCGACAGCGUCAGCGGCUCCGCCAGCUUCUCUUGUGGCAGCAACAGCAGAAGAACGCCCUGCGACAGGAGAAAGCUCUGCAGGAACCCGGUGCUCCUCAUGGCUGGAGUCAGGAGAACUCCUCCAGCGCUACUCCAGCAGCUGUGUUUGGCCGCCCCCCGCCCCCCUACCCUGGCACGGUGAGGCCAUGUGGGCCUCCGCCCGCCAGGUUCCCCGCUCGUUUUCCAGGGGACCAACAGAGUGGGUUCACCUCAUUGGAGGAUCCGUUCCCCAGGCAGAGCAUGCCCAGAGAGCUGGCUGUUAGACCACCAGAUGUGAGAUUUGGAGCUUUAGCAGGCGUUCAGGAGUCCAUACUGCAUCACCCCCAGGGACAGGUGGAAGGGCAUCCUGUCCAGAUGAGGAGGCCCACGGACUUCAGCAACAUUCACCCCAUGAUGGGCGCCAACAUGAUGCCAGGACUUCCCCAGCCUUUCAUCCCUCGCCCCCACCCGGUCCAGCAGCACAACAUGCCCUACAUUGAACUUCGACACCGCGCUCCAGAGAGCCGCCUGAGGCUGCCCUUUCCUCUCUCCGCCACUCCGGACCCCAAGGGCCCGCUCCCUCACCCUAGAGACCCCCACCCUGCCGUGAUCCGAGCUGGUCAUGGUCCAUUCCGGGUGGGGGACGCCGUGCUUAGCCAGCAGAUGGUGUUGAGCGGAGGAGGAAUGGAGCAGCUGAGCCAGCAGCACCUGGCUCCCUCUGCGGCUCUUGCUCAGAGUGGGGAGUCGGCGCUCCCUGGUCCUGAUGGGAUCGAGCACCUGGAUGGGGAGGACUCUGCUGUAAAGGACUUGGAGGAUGUGGAAGUGAAAGAUCUGGUUGACUUGAACCUGAACCUGGACCCUGAGGAUGGUAAAGAAGACCUGGACCUGGGGCCGAACGACCUCCACCUGGAUGACUUCCUGCUGUCAGGGAAGUUUGACCUGAUUGCCUAUGCUAUGGACAUGGUUAAUGAGGAGCUGGACCUGGGGGAGCAGGUGGAGGAGAAGGAGGGGCGAGAAAGGAGAGACGGCAGCGGCACCUCCAAGAGAACUGAAGGCCACGCCCACCUGCCAGAGCAGGUCAAACAGGAAGGGGAGGGGCCUAUGAAGACAGAAGGUGGCAGCGUCCUCUCAGCAGCUCAGCUUUCAUCAAAACAUCUGCGGGUUCCGGCUCCCCCUGGAGGGGAAGGAGCAGAGUCAACCGGCCUCACUGGGGUUGUCGAUAAGGACAAGCUUGCAGGUCCAGGCCUCCAGCCCCGAGAUCAGCCUCCACCCACAGGCAUGGCCAGAGCCCCCCUCCCUGCAGGUCAUCCACCUGUCUUUCAGCAGCAGAGACCCUUCACGCCCUCCCCCCACCCACAUACCAAUCUGGGUCCUCACACAGGCACCCCUGGACCCGCCCACCCCCUGCCUGUUCAGCCCCACGUCUUACCGACACCCCAGAGCCAGCCCGUGUCCUCCCCCCAGACCCAAACGCAGUCCCAGCAGUCCCAGAACAAAGCCAGGCCUCUGCUCCUGGAGGAGCAGCCGCUUCUCCUGCAGGACCUGCUGGACCAGGAGCGCCAGGAGCAACAGCAGCAAAAGCAGAUGCAGGCUCUGAUCAGACAGAAGCCUGCCUCCGAGUCUGUGCUCCCCAACACGGCAGACUUUGACUCCAUCUCAGACCCCAUCAUGAAGGCUAAGAUGCUGGCUCUGCAGGGCAUCAACAAGGUCAUGAGUCAGGGGAGCCUGGGCCUCAACCCCAUGGUCAUCAACAGGUUCCAGCAGGCUCCAGUGGCCCCGGGCCCUGAGGGGCCUCCUCAGCCCCCUCCAGUGGUUCCACAGGAUGGAAAGCUAAACCCCCAACUGGUGCGACGGAACCCCCCCAGUUCUGGCUCAGGCUUCGUCAACGAGUCUCAGCGCCGUCAAUAUGAGGAAUGGCUCGGGGAGACCCAGCAGCUCCUGCAGAUGCAGCAGCGCCUCCUGGAGGACCAGAUCGCCUCCCACCGCAAAGCCAAGAAGGCUCUGUCCGCAAAGCAGAGGACCGCCAAAAAGGCAGGACGAGCUUUUGCUGAAGAGGAUGCCGCACAGCUGCACUACAUCAGCGAGCAGCAGGGGGUGGUGCAGAAGCAGCUGGAGCAGAUCCGGAAGCAGCAGAAGGACCACACAGAACUGAUCGAGGACUACAAGACCAAGCAGCAGAGACCGCUGCAGCUGCCCGGAGCCCCUCAGAAAACACUCCCCCAGCCUUUAGUACCAAUACCACCUCUCCAGGGGGGCGCCACACAGCCCCGCCUUCCAAAUGCCCCACCCGGAUGGAACCCGGGGGCGGGCCCUCCGAGGCCAGUGGGACAGAGGAUGCCGCUCCUCCUACCCCCUCAGAUGCCACCGAGGCUGCCUAAUAACCCACAGACAGCCCCAACCAUGGUCCCUCCUCUGACGGCCCCCACAGCAGCUUUCACUGCAGGCCCUCGAGGUCCUGCUGGAGGACUGGCUGGAACCACAGCGGAUGGAGCUGCACCCACACCUCAUGUAAAGUUUGACGACAACAACCCUUUCAGCGAGGGGUUCCAGGAGCGAGAAAGGAGGGAGCGCCUGAGAGAGCAACAGGAGCGACAGAGGGUCCAGCUGAUGCAGGAGGUGGAACGACACCGCGCCUUGCAGAAAAAGCUGGAGCAGCAGGACUUGGUGGAGCCCUCUGGAGCUAAAGGAGUACCCUCCACCCCGAGUGGGGACGCUCUGACCCACCUCACCUUCCUCAACUCUGAGCCUGGACUGGACCUGCUGCAGUCCUCGUCUUCAUCGUCCAGAACAGCACUGCAGCAUCAGGGCCAGGCGGGGGCGCCGUUCCCCCCACGGACAGGCCUGCAGCAGGGCUUCACAGGGGAGCGGCUUCAUCCUGGACCUCACUCCGCAGCAGACCUGAUUUCUGGGCAGACGCCUGAGGGGUGCAGGGACGUGGCUUCGUCCCUCCAGAACAGACAGAGGCUCACGGGCCUUCCUGGAGCCACGGCGGCGAGCCAGCGCCUCACUGCAGCCGCACCAAUGACCCCCUCUCACCCCCAGAGUCACCACUUUGAACACGACUCGUCCUCUUCCUCCCCCUUGAACCCACUGCCUUCAUCCUUCCCGUGCUCGGCUGGAAGCCCCGCCUCCCUGCUGCAGAUGUACUCUGACAUCACCACUGAAGACAAGCCAAAGAAAAGGAACAGGAAGAAGGAGGGAGAAGAGGCAGCAGGAGCCAAAACACCUCUGUCACCGCACUCAGACAUCACUGCCCCGCCCACACCCGCCUUCUCCGACACAUCUUCCUCCACUCCCACCCACCAAUCAGAGGCCGUGUUCCCUCCAAGCUUCGCUGGUCUGGCUCCGUCAUACGAGCUGGAGCGGCAGCUGUCGGCGAGCAGCGUGGCCCAGAAGAGAGCUUCUGUCACGGGCAUGGACGGCCACAGAGGCGGUCUGUCUGCAGCUCUCCUGGAGGUCAAGCAGGAGGAGUGCAUGGAGAUGAGGACGUGUGGAGGAGGAGUGGUGAAGAUGGAGGAGGGCGGAGAUGGAUUCUCUUCCUCUCUUCAGGGAGGAGACCGAGGAAAGGAGCUGCUCCGACACCUCCUGAAGGAGAAGGCAUCGCCUGCCAGCACGCCAUCGCCUACCAGGCACGCUCCGCCCCCUGCCUGCCGCCAGCUGUCCAAUGACAGCCUGCGCUCUGAAGAGGAGGAGGGGCCUGGCUCCAUGGUGUCGAGGGACAGUUCUGGUGCAGACCUGCUGAAGAAGAAGACCUGCAGGAGGCCGGCCCGACCUGACAAAGACAGAGCCCCCACCAAGAACAAGAGAAGAAAAAAGGAAGAGGAGGAGAAGGGUCUGCACUCGUCUUCUGACCCUCUUAUGACACACCUCAGACAGCUGUCGAUGCUGCCCCUCAUGGAGCCGGUCCUGAGGGUGGAUCUGAGCCUGUUCCCCCCCUACGGCAGCUCCUCUCUGGGCAAAGACUCCAGGCUGAGCGGCUCCUUUGGUAACGCCUGCCUGGACGGAGUCACAGACUUUUACUCCCAGCUUAUAUACAAGCAGAAUAACCUGAGUAAUCCCCCCACGCCUCCAGCCUCUCUGCCCCCCACCCCUCCGCCGGUGGUCAGACAGAAAAUGGUCAACGGCUUUGCCACCACAGACGAGUUAUCGAGGAAAGACGUGAGCGAGCAGGAAGGUAAAGGAGCUCUGAAGCAGAAAGGGGAGGGGCUUCUAGGAAUAAACCCCCCUUCCAAGACGGUGGAUGUCCCAGCGUCCCUCCCGACCCCGCCGCACAACAACCAGGAGGAGCUCCGGGUCCAGGACUCCUCUGGGCGCAACAGUCCGGAGGGUUUUGUGCCGUCCUCGUCCCCAGAGAGUGUGGCAGACAUGGAGGUGAGCAGGUAUCCUGACCUGUCCUUCAUCAAGCUGGAGCCCCCCUCACCCUGUCCAUCGCCUACAUUACCCAUCACACCGUGUGCUGGGGGCAAAGGCUCUGCAAUCAAGCAGGAGGUUAAGGUGGAGCCAAACCAUCAAGCUCCACUUCCCUGCUCCAACACAGACCUCGUCACCAUAGCGAUAACUCUCAACCCCGUUGCAGCUCAGAACGUUCAGGGUGUGAUGGCGGCGGUGGCGGAGCUGCUGCGGGUCCCCGUGCCCGGCAACUUCCAGCUGAGCCGGCCUGCCGGCCCCGAGCAGAGCUCUCUGGCCUUACUAGCCGGGGUGCGUGUGCCGCUCCCUCAGGGGGCAGUGGGCUGCAGGCCGCAGAGACCUGCAGCAGGAAGUCGACCGCAGUGCUGCAGUCACUGCAAGGCGGUGCUGGGAAGCAGAGUUCAUGUGGUCCAGGAGCUCAAACAGGACGGCCCCUCCAAACCCGGAUCCAGUUUGAUGUUCUGCAGUCCAAACUGUUCUGCUCUGUACUCCUCUAACCUGCAGUCUCGCCCUGCAGGCAGCAAGCCCGAAGUGCCUGAGCUGCUGUCUGGGACUGACCACACCCCUUCCAGCAGAGUACAGCACCAGUACACCAACAACAUGUCAUCCAUCGCCGUCCACUCCCUUCCCCACAGCUUUUCUUUCCCCGCCUCCUCCUCCUCCUCCUCCUCCCCACCUCCUUCCUUCCCUCCUGCAUCUGCCAUCACUAUGGAGACGCAACCUCGCACGGAUAGCCUCAAGGUGAAGGUGAAGUUGAAGCCCCACCCCCGGGCGCUUCCACCUGGUGAGGACUCGCCGCCAUGUCGACAUGGAAAGAAGAUGAAAACUUGCCGCUGGAGGCGCUGGAGCGUUAGCAUCACCUUCAGCAGGGGUCCUUGUGCUCCCAACGAGGAGGUCGCCAUGCCAACAGAGGAGGAGGUGGAUGUGUUGCUGAAGAAGCUGGGCACAUGUCUGCGUCCUGACUCUUUACCCAAAGACCUGCGGCGCUGCUGCUUCUGCCACCAGCAGGGGGACGGACUGACAGACGGCCCAGCCAGACUGCUCAACCUGGACCUGGACCUGUGGGCGCACUUGAACUGCGCUCUGUGGUCCAGCGAGGUGUAUGAGACUCAAGCCGGCGCCCUCAUCAACGUGGAGCUGGCUCUCCGGCGCGGCCUGACGCUACGCUGCGCUUUCUGUCAGAAAACCGGGGCCACCAGCGGCUGCAACCGCCUGCGCUGCACCAACACCUACCACUUCACCUGUGCCCUGCAGGCCCACUGCACCUUCUUUAAGGACAAGACCAUGCUGUGCCCACUCCACAAGCCCAGGAUGGUUUCUCUCAGUGGAGACAGGUCGUCCAGCUGCUCCCCCUCCUCCACGCCGGGGGUCAUCUCUGACCCCAUGGUGCUGUCUGACCCUUACGACUCGGAGCUGCGCUGCUUCUCCGUGUUUCGCCGUGUGUUUGUGCAGCGGGACGAGGCACGGCAGAUCGCCGCCAUCGUGCAGCGCGGCGAGCGGCAGCACACCUUUCGCGUGGGCAGCCUGCUGUUCUGCACUGUAGGCAGGCUCCUCCCACACCAAAUGACCACCUUCCAUAAUGAGACCGCCAUCUUCCCUGUGGGUUACCAUGCCAACCGCCUCUACUGGAGCAUGCGCAACAACAACAGACGCUGCAAGUACAUGUGCCACAUCGAGGAGGUCGGAGGUCAGCCGCUCUUCAAAGUCAAGGUGGUGGAGAAGGGCUACGAAGACCUGGUUCUGACUGGAUCUACGCCCAAAGCUGUGUGGGAUCAGAUUCUGGAGCCGGUGGCUCAGAUGAGGACCUCCAGCGGGACUCUGAAGCUGUUCCCAGCUUACCUGAAGGGAGAAGAUCUGUUCGGCCUGACCACGUCUGCAGUGAGCAGGAUCAUCGAGUCUCUCCCCGGCGUGGAGGCCUGCGAGCGCUACACCUUCCGGUACGGCAGGAACCCCCUAAUGGAGUGGCCUCUGGCCUUCAAUCCAUCAGGCUCUGCUCGUUCUGAGCCCAAGCCUUGCCAGGCCAAGAGGCCCUACCUGCUGACCAGCGUCGCUCCCAGGUGUCAGGGCUCGGUGGGCGCCAUCGUGGGCGCCGUUCCCGGAGUCAUCUCUCUCUCGCCAGGCGAGUCGGUGGCCGCCGCCCAUCAGGGCCGCCACUCCAAGUCGGCCCAGUACCGGCGCAUGAAGGCCGAGUGGAAGACCAACGUGUACCUGGCCCGGUCACGCAUCCAGGGGCUCGGGCUGUACGCCGCCAGAGACAUCGAGAAAUGCACCAUGGUCAUCGAGUACAUCGGCGCCAUCAUCAGGAGCGAGGUGGCGAAUCGUAAAGAGAGGCUCUAUGAGUCUCAGAACCGAGGAGUCUACAUGUUCCGGAUCGACAAUGACUACGUGAUCGAUGCCACCAUCACAGGAGGGCCCGCCAGGUACAUCAACCACUCCUGCGCUCCCAACUGCAUCACAGAGGUGGUGAAUGUGGAGAAGGAGAACAAGAUCAUCAUCAGCUCCUGCAGACGCAUCCAGAGAGGAGAGGAGCUUUCCUACGACUACAAGUUUGACCUGGAGGACGACCAGCACAAGAUCCCAUGUCACUGUGGAGCAGUGAACUGCCGCAAGUGGAUGAACUGAACACACACAAUCACACACACACACAGGCAGCUCUCUCAGCUCCCUCCUUGGUGGGCGGAGCUUUUAUCAGAUUAUCAAUCAAUAAUAAUACUAUAGCUGGUCUGUUUGAUCAGAGAUGUUAAUAAUAUUAAUAAUAGUGGGUUCAGUGACAGAUGGGGGUGGAUUAUAUGUAUUGUGGGCGGGGCAUGGACAAAGGGGGCGGUGCUUAAGAAGAGGCUGGUCCUCUCUGUAAAUGGUGUAAAUGUGAGUCUGAACUACGAAGCAGAAUGUCGUCCUUUAACUUGCACUAAAACAAAACGACAAAAACACAAACAUACUUGAUUCCACAAGUCGCUCCUCCUCCUGCUCCUCCUCCUCCUCCAUGCGUUUGUUAAUUUCCUGUAAAAUAAGAGAUUUUGUUUUUGUAUUUAUUACUGAAUGAAGCUAUUUUCUAAUCCCGAGGUGUGUUUAAGGCCCAGAGUGGCAGCAUGUAAAUAUCUGUACCAUAAAGUUUAGACAUCACUCUGCUAAGAGCCACGCCUUCAUCCUCGCCUCAACCCAGGGUGCGCUGUGAUUGGACAGGCGCGACCACGCCCCUCAUCUGCCUUUGAUGGGUUUUUUUCUCCCAGCGUUUGGGCUGCAGGCGGUGCAGAGGCCUGCCGCCCGCCGUGUACAUACGAGGAUUUGACGUGUACAGACACAACAUGAAGCCUUGUUUUUGUUUAAUUAAUGGAUGUAAACAAAGUGAUGUUUUUCUUUUGUUUUUGGGGAAAUAUGGUGAAUCUGAUUUAGAGUCAUUUACAGAAAAUAAAAUAUUUUACAUCUGAA
This is a messenger RNA of Oryzias melastigma (Indian medaka), 19499 nucleotides long. Its product is annotated as histone-lysine N-methyltransferase 2C. Gene Ontology annotation, biological process: positive regulation of transcription by RNA polymerase II. The transcript has 78 exons. Gene Ontology annotation, cellular component: MLL3/4 complex; nucleus. Gene Ontology annotation, molecular function: histone binding; transcription coactivator activity; histone H3K4 methyltransferase activity. The record is from RefSeq and is a predicted model, not a curated record. Bases 333 to 18692 code for a protein of 6119 amino acids. Lineage: Eukaryota; Metazoa; Chordata; Actinopteri; Beloniformes; Adrianichthyidae.